Uranotaenia lowii is the source of this 930-nucleotide messenger RNA. RefSeq names its product collagen alpha-1(XXIII) chain-like. The record is from RefSeq and is a predicted model, not a curated record. The transcript is spliced from 5 exons. Lineage: Eukaryota; Metazoa; Arthropoda; Insecta; Diptera; Culicidae. Bases 1 to 930 code for a protein of 309 amino acids.
AUGGUCCAGAAUGGAGAUAAGGGUGAUAAAACAUUAACAGGAUUAAGUGAUGGUCCGUUUUGCCCGCGUGGUUUACCUGGACCGAGAGGAGAAAAGGGUAAUCCAGGUCCGAUGGAUCUCCCCAGUUAUCCUGGCGAUAAAAGUGGUAGCGGAGAUCCUGUUGAACCAGGCCCACCGAGUAUUGUUGAAUAUCCAGGAGACAAAGGAGAUGCUGGUACUCCUAGUAUAUCCGGUUUACCUAAGUCGGACCUAAAGGUGAACCUGGUCCAAAAGGACGUGCUGGCCUUCCGAAAAGGUGACAUCGGUCCUCCUGGUAAUGACGGACAGAAAGGUUUCCUGGGACGCAAGGGUAUUCAAGGUUUUCCGGGAGCUCCGGUUUUGCCAGGCUUACAAGAUCCUAAAGGUGAAAAGAGAGACACAGAUGAACACAGUCUAACUGGUUCUUCAGGAUUGACUGGUCCCCCAGGUUCUCCUGGUCCAAAAGGUGACAAACAUUUGAUUGGUCCAGCUGGGUUAGAUGGUCUCAGUGGUCUGCCCGGCGAGGAAGGAGACAGAGGAUUUACGGGUGCUCCUGGUAUGCCAGGAUUUCCCGGUUCUCCUGGCAUGGAUGGUACUUCAGGUCCUGAAGGUGCUCCAGGAUUACCAGGUCGUAAUGAAGCGAAAGGUUCUAAAGAAGAGACUGGACGUAUCGGUGAGCGAAGAGAAUGCGGUGAAAAGGGAGUUCAGGGACAUAACCCCCGGAACGCGUAUUGGACCCUCAUCCUAACACCCAAGUACUGGUACCAAAAUACCCGGGUGCACCACGUCUUCCGCGCAGAUUUGGCAGAUCCGUCGACGGCCUCUAGUGGGUUUAGUGAUAAUUCUCUUAGCCUUACAUCUGCAAUCGCCGGAUUUGCAGACACGUUUCCACCCUGGACCACGAGGAGGUAG